This is a messenger RNA of Aspergillus heteromorphus CBS 117.55, 2872 nucleotides long. Its product is annotated as elongation factor G. The record is from RefSeq and is a predicted model, not a curated record. Lineage: Eukaryota; Fungi; Ascomycota; Eurotiomycetes; Eurotiales; Aspergillaceae. Gene Ontology annotation, cellular component: mitochondrion. Gene Ontology annotation, biological process: mitochondrial translational elongation. The coding region runs from base 48 to 2453 and encodes 801 amino acids. Gene Ontology annotation, molecular function: GTP binding; GTPase activity; translation elongation factor activity. The transcript is spliced from 4 exons.
AAGGAGCAUCAGCACUCGAUUGGUACUCGGUGUGCACGGAGAUCAUCAUGAGGUGUCCUUCUAUCGCCCGGCUGCAAAGCCGCACUGUCUCCGGCCUGAUCAGGUCUCCCGUCCGUCUCCAGUCCCAGAACUUCCUGGCCCGGCGAUGUGCCUCCACGGCUGUUCUCCGUCAACCGACUGCUGCUCCGGCUUAUCAGUCGCUUCUGAGCAAGCACGCCGAGCAGAGGAGAAACGCCUCGGGCGCUGCGGCUGCUGUACUUGAGGCUGCCGCUGCCACUCCCGACGCUCUCUCCCAGGACGCCAUCAUUGAAAACCUCGACCCCGUCGAAGCCGAACGUUUGUCCAGAGUUAGAAACAUUGGUAUUGCUGCACACAUCGACAGUGGUAAGACGACAUGUACCGAGCGUGUUCUUUUCUACACCGGACGUAUCAAGGCGAUUCACGAAGUCCGAGGUCGCGACAAUGUCGGUGCGAAGAUGGACUCCAUGGACCUGGAGCGUGAGAAGGGUAUCACCAUUCAGUCCGCGGCCACUUUCUGCGACUGGGUGAAGAAGGACGACAGCGGCAAGGACCAGAAAUAUCACCUCAACUUGAUUGAUACCCCGGGUCACAUUGACUUCACCAUUGAAGUCGAGAGAGCGCUGCGCGUUCUUGACGGAGCUGUCAUGAUCCUGUGUGCUGUUUCCGGUGUUCAGUCGCAGACGAUCACCGUCGACCGUCAGAUGAGACGUUACAACGUUCCUAGAAUCUCUUUCGUCAACAAGAUGGACCGUAUGGGUGCCAAUCCCUUCAAGGCUGUCGAUCAGAUCAACAACAAGCUCAAGAUUCCGGCUGCUGCCGUCCAGGUGCCCAUUGGUGCGGAGGACGAAUUCGAGGGUGUGGUUGAUUUGCUCCGGAUGAAGGCCCUGUACAAUGUUGGAUCUAGUGGUGAGGAAAUUCUCGUGAAGGAUGAGAUCCCUGAGAAGGUCAAGGACAUUGUGGAAGAGAGAAGACAGAUGCUUAUUGAGACUCUCGCCGAUGUUGACGACGAGAUUGCUGAACUCUUCUUGAGUGAGAUUGAACCUACCCCGGAGCAGCUGAAGCAGGCUAUUCGCCGGGCUACCAUUAGCCUGAAGUUCACCCCUGUUUUCAUGGGAUCCGCACUGGCCAACAAGUCCGUGCAGCCCAUGCUUGACGGUGUCAUUGACUACCUUCCCAACCCGUCCGAGGUCCAGAACCUUGCUCUUGAUAAGAAGCGUAACGAGGCUCCCGUGAAGCUUGUCUCCUACAACUCGCUUCCUUUUGUCGGACUUGCUUUCAAGUUGGAAGAGAGUAACUUUGGCCAAUUGACCUACAUUCGUGUCUACCAAGGUACUCUCCGCAAGGGUGCUAAUGUCUUCAAUGCACGCAAUGACAAGAAGGUCAAGAUCCCUCGCAUUGUUCGGAUGCACUCCAACGAUAUGGAGGAAGUUAGUGAAAUUGGAGCGGGUGAGAUUUGCGCCGUCUUCGGCGUUGACUGUGCUUCCGGUGACACCUUCACUGAUGGACAGCUUGGAUACACCAUGUCAUCCAUGUUCGUUCCCGAACCCGUCAUCUCGCUUUCUAUCAAGCCCAAGAACGCCAAGGAUGCUGCGAACUUUUCCAAGGCUAUGGCUCGUUUCCAGCGUGAGGACCCGACCUUCAGGGUUACCUUUGAUGCGGAGAGUGAACAGACCAUUAUCUCUGGAAUGGGUGAACUGCAUCUUGACAUUUAUGUCGAGCGCAUGCGUCGUGAAUACCGUGUUGACUGUGAAACCGGUAAGCCUCAGGUCGCAUACCGUGAGACUAUUGGCGGCCGUGUUGAGUUCGAUCAUUUGCUCAAGAAGCAAUCGGGUGGUCCUGGUGACUUCGCCCGUGUCGUGGGCUGGAUGGAACCCACUGGAAGUCUUACGGAGAACAAGUUCGAGCAGCAGGUUGUUGGUGGAAGUAUCUCCGAAAAGUUCCUCUUCGCUUGUGAGAAGGGUUUCCACCUUUCUUGCGACAAGGGUCCUCUCAUUGGACACAAGGUCCUUGGUACCAAGAUGGUUAUCAACGACGGUGCUACUCAUAUGACCGAUUCGUCUGAAAUGGCCUUCAAGAACGCCACCCAGCAGGCUUUCCGCAAUGCUUUCAAGGAGAGCGGCCCUUCUAUCCUCGAGCCUAUGAUGAAGACUGUCGUGACGGCCCCGGCUGAGUUCCAGGGUGACGUUAUUGCCCUCCUCAACAAGCGUGGUGCUACCAUUAACGACUCCGAGGUCGGUGUCGAUGAGUUCACCGUGUUUGCCGACUGCAGUCUGAAUAGCAUGUUCGGCAUCAGUUCCCAUCUGCGUGCGGCCACCCAGGGUAAGGGUGAAUACACCAUGGAGUUCAGCCACUACGAGAAGGCUCCCCCUCACAUGCAGAAGGAACUCAUCGCCCAGCACUUGAAGGCUCAGGCCGACAGGCACAAGAAAUAAGCCCAUCGCAACCUUGCCUCGCAGCUCACGGUGUGAGCUCAUAUAGUAGCUCCCGAGUCCUCGGACCUGCUUCAUGGCAGUUAAUGAGCUAAACAGUUACCUCACUAUCUAGCCCCUGGGCCAGGGACUUUGAACAUACCAUACCCCCUUUCACCCGCGCCUAUUCCCCCCGCCUCCCUUCUUCUCUUCUUGGCGUGUAUUUCAAUACGAAGACAAUGUUCUCAUUUAUGUUUAGAUAAUUUGGCGCCAUGUAUUAUUUUCUCAUCCAAUAUAGGCCGGGCCUGUGGGCGUUGGGUAGGUUUCUUCCUUAUCACUGUGGAGGGCUGGAUGUGUGCGCGCGGUCGUCGUAUGACUGGUUAAAAGCCCCAGGUCGACAGGCUGCACUGCACAUAUCUGACCCUUCCGGUGGUUGUCAUCUC